This is a messenger RNA of Polyodon spathula (Mississippi paddlefish), 1550 nucleotides long. It is a transcript of the gene tex36, whose product is annotated as testis expressed 36. The record is from RefSeq and is a predicted model, not a curated record. The transcript is spliced from 4 exons. The coding region runs from base 697 to 1305 and encodes 202 amino acids. Lineage: Eukaryota; Metazoa; Chordata; Actinopteri; Acipenseriformes; Polyodontidae.
ACAGAGUUUUUGUUACUUUAAAAUGGGACCGGAGGUGCUGACUUCCUCAGUUGUCUUGACAGGAACAUUUCGUGGUGCUUUUGUAAGCACUGCAAAUAUCUCACAUGUACUAAUAUUAUACUAUAGUAAAGUUUAAACCUUCAGGAUCUACAUAUCGUCCCACGAUUUAAAUAAUACAAAAUAAGUUCAAACCUGAUAAAAAUCAAAAUAAAAAAAUACUAUUAUUAACAGACUUACACACACUGCUAGUGAAGUUAUUUAUUUAUUUAUUUAUUUUUUUUAACGAAUCCCUUGCUUUUAAAUUAUUCUGAAAACCGUUGUCACUUAUUACUGUACUAGAAGACAGCAUUAGGUUAUGAAGUACUGUACAUUGACACGGUUGUUUAUGCUCACGAAGCAAAACAAUCUAACCUAACCUAAAACUGUAUGAGAAGUAAACUUAUAUAAUGUCGUUGUUGUAAAUAAUCACAUUCCACUACACAGCACCCUCACGUAAGCCGCGUGACUGAACCAGGAAGGUACCAUUGUGGUGUUUCUAUGGUAACACAUAAUACAUUCAGCGAACUCGAUCUUCAACACUGUCAACGUUUGUUUCAGAUACACGUUGUACAUUGUCGUGCAGAACGAUUGCAUUACAAUAUGCUGAUAAAUACCAAUUGACUGUCUAAAUAAAGUCUGUAUUCUGAAUUAUCUAAAAUGCCAAAAGGAGGAAGUUACAAUCCGUCUCCCGACAGCGAUGGGAAAUGGUUUUCUCAUAGAGGUUUGCCUGCAAUCCCUCUGAAAAGACACACAGCAACAAGCACGGGUUCCAUGCUAAACCAGGUGACCACUGCCAUCCCAUGUGUGCAGGGGGUGAGGUUUCCAAAAACCUUUAUACAGCAAGAAGGGAAAACAUCAGGGAGAGAAUAUCCAUUUUCAGUUCAUGACAACAGGCUUGCAUUGCAGGACACUAUGUAUGUGUGUGAUUCUGGACUGGGUCGCAGAAAGGCUAAUUGGGAAAAAAGGCAGCACACAUCUCACAUCGCUUGCCUCUGGGCUCCAGGAGCACUGGGGAGAGAGGACGACUGCACAUGCUAUCAGACAGACUACCUAGGUUGCCAGGAUACAGAGUCCCCUGUGUACAGGCGUUACCCCAGAAGCCACACGAGGGGCUCUAGCUGCAGUGCCGCCCCUGCUGGUAAUGACUACUUGUGGUUCGGGAGGCACAGCACAAAGCAGCAAGCCCCUCUACAUGUUCCGGUUAACAUUCAGUUUCCCUGGAUAUACUCCUGCUACACCAAAAGUAUCUCGACUAAAUAUGAGUAGCGGUAAUCUGCAGAGCAGCUGUUCUUUUUUUGUAAUGUUAUUAUUCUUACACACCACCUGCUUUAAAGUCAUGCACACCACAGUAGGGAUUUUUUUUUUCCUUAACCAGGCAUACGCAACUCAUUGAUUCACUGAGACUCUCAAUGAGAACUUUUUAGAAAUAAGCACAAACAGAAAGCUGAACAGUAAUCACAUUAGAAAAUGUAAUAGUUGAUGUAAUCCGCACAAUAAAUCUUCCAAAUGUU